Messenger RNA from Echinops telfairi (small Madagascar hedgehog), 3814 nucleotides. RefSeq names its product exostosin like glycosyltransferase 1 (gene EXTL1). The record is from RefSeq and is a predicted model, not a curated record. The transcript is spliced from 11 exons. Gene Ontology annotation, molecular function: acetylglucosaminyltransferase activity; glucuronosyltransferase activity. Gene Ontology annotation, cellular component: membrane; Golgi apparatus. NCBI's taxonomy places the organism in Eukaryota, Metazoa, Chordata, Mammalia, Afrosoricida, Tenrecidae. Bases 784 to 2796 code for a protein of 670 amino acids.
CGCUGUCGGGACUGAGGGCUUCCGGCAGGGACCGGACCGGAGCGCUGGCCCCUGCACCGGGAUAGCACCAGGCUGGAGAGCAGAGCCAGCUGGGGGUGGGCAGAGAAGAGGCCAUGCUGCCGGAGCAGGGAGGAAGCGGAGCCUGGACCCAGCGCCCUCCUGCUCCCCGCAGGCAGGGGCCACCGAUGGUGCCAAGGCCCUGACCCCAGGUGGCCCUGAUGGUCCACAUGAGGUGUAGGGUCUAAUUUUAGCUCUAGCCAUAGGGCCUACCGCCUAGGAGCUGCUGCCAGCAGGCACAGGGUGGCCAGGACUGCUCUGGCAGGGUUGGACGGGGGAGAUCAGCCUGCCUCCUUCCGGACCUACACCCUGGCCACACCACCCCCUGGAGAGCCCUCAUGGGCCCCCUAUGGUCUGGCCAACGGUCCUCCUGUGGGACAAGGGCAAAGUCAGGAGUGCGUGUAGCAAGGAGGGCAGAAAGCCACAGUCGUGUAGGUUGACCCAGAGUUGCAUCAGCGGGAGCGGUGCCCAGGGGCAGAGGACCCUGCAGAGGGUGAGGGCAGAGGCCAACUGGACUGUCCAAAGGUCAGGGAAGCAGAGUGCUGACCAUAGGAGGGCUAGGGCAAGAGGCUGGGUCCUACCUGGUCUCCUUCAGACUGGCUUCCAUCUUCCCAGGGGUGCUGGACUGGGCUGACCCUGGCACCAGCCGCCUUCCUCAGGUUCUGCUCCUCCCGCUCGCCAGCUGAGGCCUCCUCUCGCCUUCCCAGCCCACCUGCGGUCAGCCACAUGAAAUCGUGGAGAAGAAAGUCCCUGUGGCUCGCUCUGUCUGCCUCCUGGCUCUUCCUCUUCCUCCUGGGGCUCCCCCCGCUUCUCCGCCCAGCAGUGCCCCCCAGACCUCUGCCUGGGGCCCCGGAAGGCUGGCCACACUGGCUGGAUGCCGAACUUCUGCCAAGCUACUCCCAGCCUGGGGAGCUCCCUGAAGAUGCUGCUCCACCUACCCGAGCCCCCUCUGGUGGUGGCUGCAACUGGGGAGCCUGCUUUGACCCUUCCCAGUGCCGGUGUGGUGGCCUCAAGGUAUUUGUGUACCCCGCAGCUGGGCCCACCUCUGAGAUUCAUCACCAGAUCCUGGCUUCCCUCCAGCGCUCCCGAUACCACACAUUCAGCCCUCGAGAGGCCUGCCUCCUCCUCUUCCUCAGCCCGGAUGCCCCCACUGGAGCACCCAUUCCGGUGCCUGCGCAGUGGGAUGGGGGCAAGAACCACCUGGUUCUCAGUCUCCACCCAGCCCCCUGUCCCAAGACCUUCCAGCUGGGACAGGCCAUGGUGGCUGAGGCCAGCCCCCCCGUGGACACCUUCCGACCCGGCUUCGAUGUGGCCCUUCCAUGUCUCCCUGAAGCCCACCCUUUGCAAGGGGGGGCUCCUGGCCAGCUGCGGCAGCACAGCCCCCACCCUGCAGAGACCUUGCUAGCCCUGGCAGAGGAGAGAGGUGGGUGGCGCACGGUGGGCACCAACUCCUCUGCCUGCCACUGGGAUGGGCGCUGUGAGCAGGAUCUUGCACCCAACCAGACCCUCGGCAGGGCAACACUACCCAGAGCCACCUUCUGCCUCAUCCCCAGCCACCACUCUGCCGCCUCCCGUUUCCUCCAAGCCCUGCAGGCUGGCUGUGUCCCCGUGCUUCUCAGUCCCCGCUGGGAGCUGCCCUUCUCUGAGGUCAUCGAUUGGACCAAGGCAGCCAUUGUAGCUGAUGAGAGGCUCCCGGUACAGGUUGCGGCUGCCCUGCAGCAGAUGCCACCUGCCCGCGUCCUGGCCCUGCGUCAGCAGACUCAGUUCCUGUGGGAUGCCUACUUCUCUUCAGUGGAGAAGAUCAUCCACACUACUCUGGAGAUCAUUCAGGACCGGAUCUCUGGAGUGUCUGCCCAUCCCUCCCUGAUGUGGAACAACCCCCCAGGGGCACUCCUGGCCCUGCCGACAUUUUCCACAAGCCCCCAGGAUUACCCCUUCUACCACCUGCAGCAGGGCUCCCGACCCAUGGGCGGGUUCAGUGCCCUGAUCCAGGUGGGGGCCUCCGCCCAGCUCCCCCUGAAGCUCAUCCAGGCGGUGGCAGGCUCCCAGCACUGCGCCCAGGUUUUGAUUCUCUGGAGCAGUGAGAGGCCACCCCCACCCAGGGGCAAGUGGCCCGAGACGGCCGUCCCCUUGACAGUCAUGGAGGGGCACAGGAAGGCCAGUGAUCGCUUCUUCCCACACAGCACCAUCAACACGGAUGCCAUCCUCAGCCUCGACGCCCACUGUAGUCUUUCCACAAGUGAGGUGGAUUUUGCCUUUGUGGUGUGGCAGAAUUUCCCGGAGCGGAUGGUGGGCUUUCUGACCAUGAGCCACUUCUGGGACUCGGCCCGGGGUGGCUGGGGCUACACUGCUGAGAAGGCCAACGAGUUCUCCAUGGUUCUCACCUCAGCCGCCUUCUACCAUAGGUACUACCACACUCUCUUCACCCACUCCCUGCCCAGAGCUCUCAGGACGCUGGCCGACGGGGCGCCCGGCUGUGUGGACGUCCUGCUGAACUUCCUGGUGGCAGCAGUAACCAAGCUGCCCCCUAUCAAGGUGCCCUAUGGGACGAGAGCUCCCCCGGCUUCUGGGGAUCCCCGGCCCGAGCUGCAGCCCCCUGACCCAGACUGCGUCAAUUUGAUGGCGGCAGGGUUCGGCCACAUGCCCCUGGUGUCCUCUCGCCUCCGCCUGGACCCGGUGCUCUUCAAGGACCCGGUUUCCGUCCUGCGCAAGAAAUAUCGCAGCCUGGAAAAGCCCUAGCACCCACAAGUGGCCACCCGAGCCGGGCCCGGGAGACCCGAGAGCCAAUCAAGGCAGCUAAUUGGCUUUGCGUCAGAUCCCGGUCAGCCAAUCACCACCAGCGCCGCGGAGCAGCCGCCGCGCGGCCCGCGUGGGACAGAUGCAGCGUCCAUCCCUGUGCCUGCCGUGCCGCUUUCUGCGCUCGUCUUCCUCCUCCUCCUCCUCCCCAGCCCCUCGCCUCCCUACCCUUCCCCGUCCCCAGAAGGGGUGAGCCCCAUCCCGGCUGCUCAGCCUCCCUGCAGUCCCGGCCCUGUGCUCGCUGCCUGCUCACACGCUCAGGGCCCGGGACUGACCUGUGGGCGCGGGGGCGGCUGGCACUUGUUAUCGUCUCCCUGCCCGCGCGGGUGCACGAUACAUAGUUGAUGGGCAGACUGGUGGAACAGACGUGGACCACCGCGUGCCUGUCCCUGUGCCGGCGGCGACGCGAAGGUGGACAAGAUGCAGCGCGAAGCAAAGCCAUCCCUCCCAACACCCCCCACCGCCCUCUCCACCCCCAGGUCCCAAGGGUCUUGGGGGAAAACAGCUACUACAGCAAGUGCAACCCUCGAGCCCCAGGGGAAGAAGCCAGAAGGCGAAGGGAGGCAAUUUCUGAGGCUUUGGGGGCACCAUUCCACCCAGGGAAGCCCUGCGCUACCGGCGUGGACCACUAGAGGCCAGUGGCACACCGCACUCCUCCCUCCUCGACCAAGUGGGCUGUUCCACCCGCCCAGUGAGAGGGGUGGGUGCACAGAGGGUUAACGAUGUGCGCGGCCCCAGUCGGAGGACUCAGAGAUAACAGCCCCCACCGCUUUCGCCCCGACAGACACUUGGGGUUGGGUGAGGAGGGGCCAUUCCUAGGUGGGCUGGGUGGGCGCAGGGCUGUCUAGGUCGCCCUGGCCGUGAAGGUGGAGUGGGGGAGGCGCCGCUAGGUUCUCCUGGUUUCACCCACCUGGAAAUGGAAUUAUCACUUCCGAAAUAAAGCUCGUGUCCUUGCCCCGCA